Molecule: messenger RNA, 602 nt
Organism: Salvia hispanica
Lineage: Eukaryota; Viridiplantae; Streptophyta; Magnoliopsida; Lamiales; Lamiaceae
Source: RefSeq, a predicted model, not a curated record
UUGCCCUUCCAAAUAUAAAGUGGAUCUGCCCAACUGCACCUGAACAACCAGUUGCUUUCUAUGGAGGCUCUACAUCAACAGCUUGGUUUGAUGUGAAUGAGCUUGAUGAUGGCUAUGAUGAUGUGGAUGGUUUGGAAGCUUCGGCUUCGUAUGUUGCAAGCUUAUUGGCUAAUGAACCGGCUCAUAUAAAACUCGGGAUCGGAGGGUUCAGUAUGGGUGCGGCCCAGUCGCUAUAUUGUGCUACAUGUUUUGUAAGAGGGAAAUUUGAGAAUGGCGAAAACUUCUCCCAAAAUAUAAGUGCUGUUUUUGGACUAAGCGGUUGGCUUCCAUUGGCAGACACUCUGAGUUACAAAAUAGAUGGUGUGGCUGAUGCAUCUGCGCGUGCUGCAUCCUUGCCUAUUCUGCUUUCGCAUGGCAAAGAAGAUGAUAUGGUUGAUUAUAAAUUUGGUGUCAAGUCUUAUAAGACGUUCACUUCAACUGGAUUUCGAGAUGUCACGUUUAAAUCCUAUGCCAUGCUUGGCCACACUACUAUUCCAGAGGAAAUGGAUGACCUCUUUGCUUGGCUAUCUUUUAAAUUGGGACUAGAUGGUAAAUGAUGAAGG